Pipistrellus nathusii (Nathusius's pipistrelle) is the source of this 3585-nucleotide messenger RNA. Lineage: Eukaryota; Metazoa; Chordata; Mammalia; Chiroptera; Vespertilionidae. The record is from the annotation of a GenBank genome assembly.
AUGGCCCAGCCCCGGAGCCCGGUGGACCACGGAGUCCAGAUCCGCUUCAUCACAGAGCCAGCGGGCACCCCGGAGGCGGGCACCCUGCGCCACGCGGGGCGACGCCCAACCAAGGAUGCGAGAGCCAGCAGCUAUGGGGUCGCCGUGCGUGUGCAGGGCAUCGCCGGGCAGCCCUUCGUGGUGCUCAACAGCGGGGAGAAAGGGGGCGACUCUUUCGGGGUCCAAAUCAAGGGGGCCAACAGCCGAGGGGCCCCGGGAGCCCUGAGCCCCGACCCGGAGUUCCCUGAGGGCGCCUACUCUCGGGCCAGGGAGCCGCCUGGCCGCCGCCUGCAGGACAGCAUGUCCGACGAGGAGCCGGGGGGCCCCUGGAACGGACGGCUCCUGCGCUCCCAGUCCCAGGCCUCGCUGACGGGCCUGGCCCCUAUGGGUCCGGGCCACAGGAGCACCAGCAUGCUGGAGCUGGCCCCCCACGAAGCUCCCCCAGGGAGCACCAUUGACACGGCUCCCCUGUCCUCCGUGGACUCCCUCAUCAGCAAGUUUGACAGUCGCCAGGGGGGCCAGGCCCGGGGCCGGACCGGCCGCCGCAUGCGUUCCGUGGCCCCCGAGCAGCGCAAGCGGAGCCAGAGCCUGGACAACCGGCUCCCGCGGGACCCCCUGGAGCAGCGGGAGCGCAGGUCCCCCAGCCCCUGGGGCCACAGCGGGAAGCGUGAGGACCACGGGGGCGGCUUGAGACAGCCGGCGCAGAGCCAGAACGCGCCCGGAGGGUUCAGCCGUUCCCGCCAGACCCAGGACUGGGUCCUCCAGAGUUUCGAGGAGCCUCGAGGGAGGACCCAGGACCCCGCCAUGCUGCAGUUCAAAUCCACUCCAGACCUUCUCCGGGACCAGCAGGAGGCAACUCCACCGGGCGGUGUGGACCACGUGAAGGCCACCAUCUACGGCAUCCUGAGGGAGGGGAGCUCAGAGAGUGAGACAUCGGUGAGGAGGAAGGUCAGUUUGGUGCUGGAGCAGGUGCAGCCUCUGGUGAUGGCUGCUCCGGCUUCUGCUAAGUCCCUGGCAGGGCAGGGCGAACUCACCCGGAAAGUGGAGGAGCUACAGCAGAAGCUGGACGAAGAGGUGAAGAAACGGCAGAAACUGGAGCCGACCCGGGUUGGGCUGGAGCGGCAGCUGGAGGAGAAGGCGGAAGAGUGCAGCCGUCUGCAGGCGCUUCUGGAGAGGAGGAUGGGGGAGGCCCAGCAGAGCACUAAGGAGCUCCAGAACAUGAAACUCCUCCUGGACCAGGGUGAGAGGGUACGACAGGGGCUGCAGACCCAGGUGAUGGAGCUGCAGGACAAGCUGAAACAGGCCCAAGGUCCUGAGCCUGCGAAGGAAGUGCUGAUGAAGGACCUGCUAGAGACCCGGGAACUUCUCGAAGAGGUCUUGGAGGGGAAGCAGCGGGUGGAGGAGCAGCUGAGGCUGAGGGAGCGGGAACUGACGGCCCUGAAGGGGGCCCUGAAGGAGGAGGUGGCCUCCCGGGACCAGGAGGUGGAGAGCGUCCGGCAGCAGUACCAGCGAGACGCGGAGCAGCUUCGCCGGAGCAUGCAAGAUGCAACCCAGGACCACGCAGCGUUAGAGGCUGAGAAGCAGAGGAUGUCGGCCCUGGUGCGGGGGCUGCAGAGGGAGCUGGAGGAGACCUCGGAGGAGACAGGGCAUUGGCAGAACAUGUUCCAGAAGAACAAGGAGGAGCUCAGAGCCACCAAGCAAGAACUCAUGCAGCUGCGGAUGGAGAAGGAGGAGAUGGAAGAGGAGCUCGGGGAGAAGAUAGAUGCCUUGCACAGGGAAUUAGGGCAGGCCCGAGCCGGUGCUGGAGAUUCUCGCCAGGCAGAGGAGCUCAAGAAGGAGCUGCGGCGGACACAGGAGGAACUGAAGGAGCUGCGGGCGGAGCGGCAGAGCCAGGAGGUGGCCGGGCGGCAUCGGGAGCGGGAGCUGGAGAAGCAGCUGCGAGCCGAGGCCGACCGAGGCCGGGGGCUGGAGCAGCAGAACGUCCAGCUGCAAAAGACCCUCCAGCAAUUGAGGCAGGACUGUGAAGAGGCUUCCAAGGCUCAGAUGGCAGCGGAGGCAGAGGCAGCAGUGCUGGGGCAACGUCGGGCAGCAGUGGAGACGACGCUUCGGGAGACCCAGGAGGAGAACGACGAAUUCCGAAGGCGCAUCCUGGGUCUGGAGCAGCAGCUGAAGGAGGCGCGGGGCCUGGCGGAGGGCGGGGAAGUGGCGGAGGCACGGCUGCGGGACAAGGUGCAGCGGCUCGAGGCAGAGAAGCAGCGGCUAGAGGAGGCCCUGAACGCAGCCCAGGAGGAGGAAGGGAGCCUGGCAGCAGCCAAGCUGGCCCUGGAGGUGCGGCUGGACGAGGCCCAGCGUGGGCUGGCCCGCAUGGGGCAGGAGCAGCAGGCACUGAACCGGGCCCUGGAGGACGAGGCGAAGCAGCGGGAGGCGCUGCGGAGGGGCAAGGCGGAGCUGGAAGAGCAGAAGCGCUUGCUGGACAGGACCGUGGACCGACUGAACAAGGAGCUGGAGCAGAUGGGGGAUGACUCGAAGCAAGCCCUGCAGCAGCUCCAGGCCCAGCUGGAGGAUUACAAGGACAAGGCCCGGCGGGAGGUGGCCGAUGCCCAGCGCCAGGCCAAGGAGUGGGCCAAUGAGGCCGAGAAAACCUCGGGGGGGCUGAACCGGCUUCAGGAUGAGACCCAGAGGCUGCGGCAGGCCCUGCAGGACUCCCAGGCGGACCGGGACGCAGCCCGUCUGGACAAGGAGCUGCUGGCCCAGCGGCUGAAGGAGCUGGAGCAAGAGGCCCAGAACAAAAAGCGCUCCCAGGAUGACAGGACCCGGCAGUUCAAGGGCCUUGAGGAAAAAGUCUCGCGGCUGGAGGCGGAGCUGGAUGAGGAGAGGAACACUGUGGAGCUGCUGACCGACAGGGUGAAUCGUGGCCGGGAUCAGGUGGACCAGCUAAGGGCAGAGCUCAUGCAGGAGAGGUCCGCUCGCCAGGACCUGGAGUGUGACAAGAUCUCCCUGGAGAGACAGAACAAGGACUUGAAGAGCCGGUUGGCCAGCUCCGAAAGCUUCCAGAAGCCCAACUCCAGCCUCUCUCAGCUUGAAUCCCAGAACCGGGAGUUGCAGGAGCGGCUGCAGGCCGAAGAGAGGGAGAAGACCGUGUUGCAGUCCACCAACCGGAAACUGGAGCGGAAGGUUAAAGAGCUGUCCAUCCAGAUUGACGAUGAGCGGCAGCAUGUCAAUGACCAGAAAGACCAGCUAAGCCUGAAGGUGAAGGCUUUGAAGAGGCAGGUGGAUGAGGCCGAAGAGGAAAUUGAGCGGCUGGACGGCCUGAGGAAGAAGGCCCAGCGUGAGCUGGAGGAGCAGCAUGAGGUCAACGAACAGCUCCAGACCCGGAUCAAGGCUCUGGAGAAGGACUCCUGGCGCAAAGCUUCCCGCACAGCUGCUGCUGAGUCGGCCCUCCAACACGAAGGGCUGAGCUCCGAUGAGGAAUUCGACGGUGUGUACGAUCCUUCCUCCAUCGCAUCGCUGCUCACGGAGAGCAACCUGCAGACCAGCUCCUGCUAG